GGAAGCGCAGAUUAUCUGAGGUUGUGGGGAACCGUGGGUAAUUCCAGAUGCUUGCUUGGCCCCCUGUCCCAUCUCCCCUGCUCAUCUGAUGCUCCAGCAAAGUAUAAGAACAGGAGCACCUUUGGGGAGUGAAUUAGCAGGAAAAUACGGCUCUUGCUUAAGCCUAAAAGCUAGUUCAUUCAUUCAUUCCUGCAACAGACAUUUUCUGAGCACUCCCUCCGUGGCCGGUAUGUGCUCAGGGCACAAGGUACAGCUAUGAAGGAGAUCUGGUGCCUGCCAGCUACUUCCAGGCUAAUCGUGGAGCUGGGCGCUGCGACCACAUCUCAAGUUAGGAGAAGUCAGAACAGGGAUAUUAAAUGAGACGACAAAUGGCACGAGCCCAGGGGAAAUGCCAGGGCUGUGCUCAGUGAUGGCCGCUGCCUGCCGUCCAGCAGAGAAAAGUAUCCCAGGUAGGGGAACCUAUUGGGGCGAAGGCCCAGAGGACAAAGCAUUAGCUAACAGAUGCCUCUUUCUCUCUCCUCCUCCUCCAGAUCCCACACCCUUGGACCCACAGGCUGGUUUUUCUGGUUUGCUCCCCCCAGGGCAAUUUGCAUAUUUCUCCAAGAACCUUCAGGAAGCUGAGCAGCCUGUUUCCAGACUUGGAGAGAGGAGAGGCCAGGGGAAGCCAGCAACUGUUUUCUGAAAUCUGGGGCUGGAAAUGGCCACGUGCAACAGUUCAAGUGAGGGGCUGCCUCCGGUGGCCGAGCCAGCCGUGGAGGGGGAGCCUCAUCUGCCCGUGGGCCGGGAGCUGGCUGAGGCCAACCGCUUUGCCUAUGCCGCCCUCUGUGGCAUCUCCCUGUCCCAGCUAUUUCCAGAACCUGAGCAAAGCUCCUUCUGCACGGAGUUUGUGGCGGGCCUGGUGAAGUGGCUGGAGUUGCCUGGAGCCGUCUUGCCAACCAUGACCGCUUUUGCCAACGGCCUGGGAGGCGAAGGAGCAGACGUGUUUGCUGCCAUUUUAUUGAAGGACCCCAUCUUGAAGGACGACCCAUUGGUGAUCAUUCAGGACCUUCUGAGCUUCUCCCUCCAGGAUGGGUGUUAUGAUGCACGGGCCCGAGUCCUCAUUUGCCACAUGACCUCCCUCUUCCGAGUGCCCGUGGGGGAGCUGGAUCUCCUUGAAGAGACGUUCCUUGAGAGCCUGAAGGAAACCAAAGAGGAGGAAUCUGAAACGGCUGAGGCAUCCCGGAAGAAGAAGGAAAACCGGAGGAAAUGGAAGCGCUAUCUCCUGAUAGGCCUGGCAACUGUCGGAGGCGGGACGGUGAUCGGCGUCACCGGGGGUCUGGCUGCCCCUCUUGUUGCCGCUGGCGCUGCGACUAUCAUCGGCAGUGCCGGGGCAGCGGCUCUGGGCUCAGUGGCUGGCAUCGCUGUCCUGACCUCGCUGUUUGGUGCGGCUGGAGCCGGCCUGACAGGAUACAAGAUGAAGAAGCGUGUCGGGGCCAUUGAAGAGUUCACAUUUCUGCCUCUGACAGAAGGCAGGCAGCUGCAUAUCACCAUCGCCAUCACAGGGUGGCUGGCGUCUGGCAAAUACCGUACCUUCAGCGCCCCGUGGGCGGCCUUGGCCCGCAGCCGCGAGCAGUACUGCCUGGCUUGGGAGGCCAAGUACCUGAUGGAGCUCGGCAAUGCCCUGGAGACCAUCCUCAGUGGUCUCGCGAACAUGGUAGCCCAGGAGGCCCUGAAGUACACAGUGUUGUCUGGCAUCGUGGCUGCCCUGACCUGGCCAGCCUCACUCCUCACUGUCGCCAACGUCAUCGACAACCCCUGGGGCGUGUGUCUCCAUCGAUCCGCAGAGGUUGGCAAGCACCUGGCCCACAUCCUGCUCUCCCGGCAGCAGGGCCGGCGACCUGUCACCUUGAUUGGCUUCAGCCUGGGAGCCAGAGUCAUCUACUUCUGUCUGCAAGAGAUGGCUCAGGAGAAGGAGCAGCCUGGCGGCGUAUUCAGCGGGAAGGACUGACUCCCCCCCUUGGGAAUCCCUUGUCUUCUGGAUGAGCGUUUUGAACGCGUCGUGUGGCCAAGGAAGCUCGUCGUCUUCAGACAGAAAUAGACAGACCCAGAUUGUGCCGGGGUGUGCUGAUGGCUGCUCCCUGUUUGACUCACUCCAGUCAUCAUCUUCUCUUCAUCCUCGCCUCGCUAGCUAACAGACAUCGGCACUUACUCUGUGCCCACCACAGCUACAUAUUGUACGUACUGUAUUUAAUCCUCAGCGAUAAUCCUGUGAGGUUCUAAUUAACCCCGUUGUACAGAUGAGGAGACCAAGCCUUACAGAGGUGAAGCGACUGGGCCACGGUGACAGGGCUGCUAAUGGUGCCACUGGAACUUGCAUCCACAGUGGCCGACCCGUGCUCAUAUUCGUGAUUUUGGUCGCUAACCCUGACAGCAACCUGAGAUCAGGAUGAUUCUCUCCAUUUUGCGGGAAGGCUCAGUGUGAGGCAAAGCCACGUUUCCAGGUGCAUCCAGCAGGGUUUUUUGGUUGCAAGGCCUUGGAUUCCCAUGAGCUGCCCUUCCCUCAGAGCUCCCCCGUGCCCGGGAAAGACAACUGCAAGUUCAGGGCGGCUCCUGUCUGUUUGGGUCAGAGCAUCCUGUGCUUUACAGCCAUUCUUGCUGCCCAGAAGGCUCUCUGCCUUCCCCCCAGCCCCAGGCGUGGCGCCAGCUCAGACACCUCCUUCAAGAUGUGGCUCAGAGAUCCCCUCCCCCGUACUCCUCGUGGAGGGAGAAGUCUCUGACUCGGAGGCAGUGAGGAAGGAAAAGGUGUUUCUUGCAAAAAGGUGUAAACUAGCCAGACUUCAGAAGGCCAGGCUUGUCAAAUUACACACACACACACACACACACACACACACACUCACACUCCUGAGUCCCAGGGUUACCCCGUGUUUAUCACACGGUGGGGAAACUGCCAUGUUCUCAUGAGAUUAUGGAAGCCACACGGGGUGUCAGGGUCUUCCGCCAUCCGUGUUCCAGAUGCUGCGAACAGAGCUAUUCUCAUGGAGUCAGCAGCUUGCGGGAGGCGCUCGUUCAUUUGGGAAACUAGACGUGACAAGGGGGCCCUCCUGUUUCUGCUUUCUCUCAGAGGAUAAAGCGGGCGUUUGCUUGUCUUUGGGGUUUGGGCCACAACAGGGUGGGACGUCCGUGCUUCGGCCUAAUGGCACAGUUUUAUUAACUGAUCUCACAGCUUCCUCACGAGGCAGUAUUCCUCGUCCCAUUUUACAGAAUUGCGGAGAAGGAGGCUGAGACCCAGAGAGCCGAAGGGAUUUGCCCAGAGGCAGAGCCGGGAGGCGGCAGAGCUCAGAUUCAUGCCCAGCACCCAAGUCCUAAGUGUGAGCCAUUCUCUUUGGGGGGCCGCCUCUCUGCUGCCUCUUCCCGCCCCCUUUCCCCAGCCGGCUGUCCCUGCACACACUACACUGUGCUGUGCAGCUGCUUACUGGUCUUUCUCCCGGACUAGAGGGCGGUCAGCCUCAGGGAGGACCUGUCUUUCAGGUUCACCUCUGACCCAGGACUUGGCACAUAGGAGGUGUUAGUAGCCAAUUCGUUGAUGAGGCACACGACGGUAGCCGGGAAGUUUGCUGUGAGUGCUGCCUACAGAACGCGACGACAGCCCCCAAGACCUGAGCCAGCCCCCGCACCGCUCCGCUUCCAGCCGGCAUGUGCCCAGCAGGCACGAUCGGCCAGCACCGCCACACCCCCAUGCACCCAUCCUGCCCACUCAAAACUGAGACGAUGGGCACCUGCCAACAAGUAUUUGUGCCUUUGGGCAGGAAAUGAACGUAGCCAGAAUUCCCAGAGACGAACCGUCCACUUCCGGCGGUCCAUCUGCCAGCCCACGGGAUGGAUGUGCUUUGGGAGUGGCUGACCGUCCAGACCAAGGGUAUUUCUGGCCCCAGCAGGUGGCAGGGGGACUAUAGCGGUGCCUGUUGCCAAGAAGAACCACCAUUCAAGCACUCACUGAGAGCCUCUGGGCCCCAGAUCAUGAUAGACUGUUCAUUUUUCUCUGCAUUUGCAUCAAAAGCUUUCAAAAAUUAAGUAGUUGGAGAGCGAGCUCAAUUCAGACUGACUCAUGGUAGCAGGCUGAGCCAGGAAAUGGCCUCAUGAACCAAGAAAAUCAGUUCUGUUUCAGUUUAUUUAUGCAUUUAUUCUCCUCUUCGUUCCAAAAGGAUUUGAGGGGAAUUAAUUAGAGGCAUUCCAUAUUAUCUCUGCCCCGUGGCUCCGGGCAGGUAGUCAGCGAGACAUCUGAGAUGAGCCAGCCCACCUGUCGGCGUAUUCAGUCUGUACACGGAAGCCUGCCGGGCGUGCUGCGCUCUGGGUUGUGGGGUGCGUGCAUCCACUCGGCCUGGCUCCCCCAUCCACGCUCCAUCUGUAAGCUGGCUCCAUUCAUUCACCUUCCCUGUAUCUCCAAGACGCAAGGGAUCGUGGCAGCCAAGGCGGAUGACAGAAAGAAGGAGCACUGGACCUGGAGUCUGGAAGCCAGAGUUCAAAUCCAGGCUCUGCUUGUUACUCUCUGGGUGCCCUGAGGCUAGUCACCCACCUCGGAGCAGGGUACCAAGGCCUCUCGGGCUGGUCCUGGGAUUUAAUAACUACUAUUUAUUUAUUUAUUUAUUUA
Molecule: messenger RNA, 4627 nt
Organism: Acinonyx jubatus (cheetah)
Lineage: Eukaryota; Metazoa; Chordata; Mammalia; Carnivora; Felidae
Gene: TMCO4
Product: transmembrane and coiled-coil domains 4
Exons: 12
Coding region: 698-1987 (429 amino acids)
Source: RefSeq, a predicted model, not a curated record